Molecule: messenger RNA, 900 nt
Organism: Paramecium primaurelia
Lineage: Eukaryota; Ciliophora; Oligohymenophorea; Peniculida; Parameciidae
Source: the annotation of a GenBank genome assembly
AUGAGUAUUAAUCAAGAAAUAGUAAAAGAACACAUCGAUUUGAUCUAAGAAAUUGAUAACCAAUAACAACUCUUAAAUUAACCACAUUACAGAGAUGAUGAUGAACAAGUACAAUAAUUUUAUAAUCUUAGUAAGUUGAACAAUAUCUAGAAGAAGACUAAGUUCUUGUCUAUUCUCCUUAUUAACUCUCUUAAUUAAAGAAACCAAUACCUUAAACUAUAGAUGAAUUUCAUCUAGAUGAGGAUUCAAAAAAGAAAGUGUGUAUUGAAGAAUGCUCAACCACUGAGUAAUCAUUAGACCAUCAUGCAAUGGGAGACUUAGAAAUACUAGUUGUGAUGUUAUAAAGAGAAAAUUAGAAAAAGUUCUCUUAUCCAAAACAUCUUCCAAUUCCAAAUAAUGUUGAUGAACAUUUAUCUAAUUUAAGAAUGAGGUUCUAACCAUCCCAAAAACAAGAAGAAUUUAUAUCUACUUAUAUUAAAUCUGAUGAUAUCAUAAGAAUCAAAAUUGGAUUAUGUGAUGAAAUUCUUAAUGAUGAGGAGACACUUAAAUUUGAAGAUUGGGUAUAACAAUUAUGUACUUUAACUAAUCAUGAAACAUUAAAAGAAAUGGCUAGAAAAUAGAAAGUAAUUAGAUAUAUAGAAAAAAAACAUAAUCGAACAUAUGAGAAGAAAGUUCAUUAUCAUAUUCGAUAAAAAGUUGCUGAAGAGAGAUUAAGAGUUAAAGGCAGAUUUGUUACAUGGACAUAAGUAUUUUACAUCAAAAUAUUAUUAGGCCUUAAAAAUGUUGAAUCAAUAAUAAGACACAAUAAAAUCAUGGACAAAUAAUGAUUACUGUAAAAUUAAAAAUUUACUUAAUGAAAAAUUUGGAGCUAUUAGAACCGAAAGAUCCUUAAAAAUUUGA